AAAACAAAUAUCAGGAGUUUUCAAACGCUUAUGUAUAUAAAAUCAUGAUAAAAACAGCAAAUGGUACUCCUAAUCGUGCUCAAGUUUGCCGCGAGGCAACGCAGAAAUGGAACAAAAUUAAAACUAAAGAUGCAGAGAAAAUUAACAGCAUAAUCAAAACAUAUUUGUCCAUGCCAUUUAAUCUAUAUGAUAUACAAACAAUAAAACCAAACUAUUUUAUUCCUGAAGAAAGUUUAAUGCCUUCCCUUCCUAUUAUCUAUUCAGUAGAACCUAUACCUGAAAUCCCAGCAAAUGCAGCAGCACAAAAAAAUGUGGCAAGCGAAAUCACAAUAGCUAAAGAAAGACUUUCAGAGCUUAAGCAAAUGUACAACAUUACAACAGACCCUCAGUUUCGAUGUGAUAUAUAUACAAAAAUAGAGGAGCUUCAAAAACAAGUAAAAGCUAAUAAAGAUAGAAUCACCAAGUUAAAAAGAAAUACAAA
Racocetra persica is the source of this 481-nucleotide messenger RNA. The record is from the annotation of a GenBank genome assembly. Lineage: Eukaryota; Fungi; Glomeromycota; Glomeromycetes; Diversisporales; Gigasporaceae.